Molecule: messenger RNA, 2483 nt
Organism: Pollicipes pollicipes
Lineage: Eukaryota; Metazoa; Arthropoda; Thecostraca; Pollicipedomorpha; Pollicipedidae
Product: transcription factor AP-2-epsilon
Exons: 9
Coding region: 42-1973 (643 amino acids)
Biological process (GO): regulation of cell population proliferation; anatomical structure development; regulation of transcription by RNA polymerase II
Cellular component (GO): nucleus
Molecular function (GO): DNA-binding transcription factor activity, RNA polymerase II-specific; RNA polymerase II transcription regulatory region sequence-specific DNA binding
Source: RefSeq, a predicted model, not a curated record
GCUAUUUACGUGAGAUCGCCGUGAGCGAGGGAGCGCACGUCAUGGCCGAGCGCAGUCCGGCGGCGAGCGACGACUCGUCCGAGGCCGUGGCGCGCCGCGAGGACACCGACGGCAGCGCGCUGGCGCCGGCCAAGCAGCGACACAACAACAACGAGGUGGCGUACGCCAUCAUCGACGGCCGCGUGACACAGGUGCAGGUGGCCACCGCCGCCGACCUGGCCGCCGCCGCUGCCGCCGCUGCCGACGUCGACGCCGACGACAUGCCUGUCGACGUCGACGACGACCUCAAUGAUGAGGAGAAUGACGCCGAUGACGACUCGAUGGAGGAGCGUGUGGGCAGCCACCCGUCGGGGAUGGGCGCCAUCACGUCGCUGUCAGGCUCGCCCACCUACAGCGGCUCGACGCGGCUGUCUCACACGCCGACGUCCGACUUCCAGCCGCCCUACUUCCCGCCGCCGUACAACCCUGUCAGCGUGGCCGACCAGUUCCAGCUGCACCACGUCAACGCCAGCGAGGUGGCCUACCAGCUGAGCAGCAGCCUGCAGCAGCAGAGCUACCCCAUCAGCGCGCUGGCGCGCCGCGGCGACGCCGACAGUCUCACCGUCAGCGCGGCCAACCUGCACAUGUACGAUUCGGCACGGUUCGCGUCACGGCCCGAGACGGUGCUGAUGCGGGCCGGGCACGUGCUGGACGGCCAGGACGCCAUCGUCAUCCCCAACUCGAUCCACGCCAUGGACGACGGACAGGGAAUGGGCAUGGACAGUGAUUCAUUUCCAGGCGCCCGGCCGGACUCGGACGGCGAGGGGGGCGCGCUGCUGCCGGGCGGUCUGCACCCCUCCGACCUGUUCUGCAGCGUGCCCGGCCGCCUCUCGCUGCUCGCCUCCAACUCAAAGUACAAAGUGAAUGUGGCAGAGGUGCGCCGCCGCCUGGCGCCGCCCGAGUGCCUCAACGCCUCGCUGCUGGGCGGAAUCAUCCGCAGGGCGAAAUCGAAGAAUGGAGGUAGGUUACUGCGGGAAAACCUAGAGAAGAUCGGCUUGAACCUGCCUGCGGGCAGGAGGAAGGCGGCCAACGUCACGCUGCUGACGUCACUGGUCGAGGGCGAGGCCAUCCACCUGGCGCGCGACUUCGGCUACGUGUGUGAGACGGAGUUCCCGUCGCGUCAGAUCGCAGAGUACCUGUGCCGCCACCACGCCAACCCGGCCGAGCAGUACCAGCGCCGCGAGCUCGUCAAGGCCACCAAGGAGAUCACCAAGGAGCUGAUGGACCUGCUGAACCAGGACCGGUCGCCGCUGUGCAACACGCGGCCGCAGAUCAUCCUGGACCCGCAGAUCCAGCGGCACCUGACGCACUUCUCGCUCAUCACGCACGGCUUCGGCAGCCCGGCCAUCGUGGCCGCCCUGACCGCCAUACAGAACUACCUGAACGAGUCGCUCAAGUGUCUGGACAAGUCAGUUCCCCUCCAACAUCCACAUCCACCUGGGCUCGCCGGGCCUGGACAGCAAGCACAAGGACCUGGACAAGAAGUAGUCGGCGCCGGCGGCGCGGCCCGGCCGGCGCCGGGUCGGCGCCCGAGGCCAGCGCGCGCGGGGCGGCGCGGCCCGCCGCGCGCUCGUGUGCACGUGCCGCCGUUGACCCACCGCGUGUGCCAUUGGGGUAGAGAGAGCGCCGAAGCUGGCCCGGCCCAGCCUCGGGGCCGCCGGCAGUGGCCGGUAGGGAGCGUCUGCCGUCCCAAGCGUGCCUUAGCGGGCGGCGAACGCGCCGCGUUGUGUACAGUGUUUAGAGAGCGAGACGGAGAGGUGGACGUCAGUAUUGUGCCCUCUAGCCCAUGGCCGAGUCUGCUGGCUUUGCUCAAGGUCCGCCGGGCGGGCGGCCGGGUCCGCGGCUGGCGGACGGGACUGGUAUCAGUAGUGUCGGUCGGGGCCGUCGGUGGCGCUGCUGCCGCCGCGCCGACAAUGGCGGGGAUUAUGAAGUAACGCCGAUUGUGCUGGCCAGCAACCCGUCGCGGAGACGUCUAUGCAUAUCUACUUGCAUGCGGAAAUGGUACCUGGCGUUGUCUUGCUGCUGCGGCGGGUGGGGAAGGGCGCCGUUCAGGCUUGGCUCGGCGCCGCCAAAUACUCAGCUGGGGGCCGCUCCCGUCCGCGAUCAUUCCAGAGGCGUCCGGCGGCCGUAUCUUGUGUCUAGGCGCGCUGUGCGCCGCGCGCGGCCCGCGUCGGCGGAGGCGGCCGGGGGCGCUCCGAUGCCCGUGUCGCAGUGCGAUGGGUCCAAAAUCCGAGUGUGUUGGGGUUGUGCCUUUAUGCCCUGCAUGACGGGAUGCGGUGUGACGCGUCACAAGCUCGUGUGACGCGAUGUCUGUGCUUCCUGGGUGCCAGCGCACGUUUUGUGACCGCUGCCGUUUUGUAUCUCAGCGCGUAAAAGGAUGGCCUAUGUUUUGACGUGUCAUCGUUCAUUUACAAUAAAGUCAUUCCAACGCCCGCACCAAGUCA